Messenger RNA from Debaryomyces fabryi, 243 nucleotides. RefSeq lists its product as uncharacterized. Lineage: Eukaryota; Fungi; Ascomycota; Pichiomycetes; Serinales; Debaryomycetaceae. The record is from RefSeq and is a predicted model, not a curated record. Bases 1 to 243 code for a protein of 80 amino acids. The transcript has a single exon.
AUGCCUUUUACAAAAUUUGCUGAUUAUUUUAACACUAGCUCCAAAAAUUCAGAAAGCACUGAAAGCACUGAAUGCAAGAAUUCAUAUGAAAGUGAAGCUGUUAAUCAACCUAUGGACGAUGCAAAUCUUGAGACUACAGUAACAAAUACAGGGAAGGAAUUGGACCAUAGUAAAACUCACCAUCGUCAUAUCACCGAUGAAACAUUCCACCAAUCGUCGGAUAAUUUGAUUGUGGGAUUGUAA